Molecule: messenger RNA, 7239 nt
Organism: Rhodofomes roseus
Lineage: Eukaryota; Fungi; Basidiomycota; Agaricomycetes; Polyporales; Fomitopsidaceae
Product: ketoacyl-synt-domain-containing protein
Exons: 18
Coding region: 1-7092 (2363 amino acids)
Biological process (GO): fatty acid biosynthetic process
Molecular function (GO): fatty acid synthase activity
Source: RefSeq, a predicted model, not a curated record
AUGUCUCCUCCUGAAUUAUGUCCCAUUGCGAUUGUCGGCAUUGCCGCAGAACUUCCUAGCGGAGCGUUCAGUUCGGUGAACCUCGACCACAAGGCAUUCUUCGAGUUCCUACUAGCCGGGGGAGAAGCCUAUGAGAAGAUACCCAUUGAUCGCUUCAACAUCCAUGCGAUCAAGGGCAACGGUGUUGGCCAGAUUGUUACAGACACUGGCGCAUUCUUGAAGGACAUCAGCUUGUUUGAUCACGUGGAGUUUGGGAUCACUAGCAAGGACGCACGGCUGAUGCCGCUGGGUACUCGUAAAUUGAUUGAGACGACGUUUCUUGCUUUGCUGGAUUCUGGUAUCGACUACCGGGGCGGCAAUGUCGGCUGUUACAUGUCCGGGACUGCGCAGGACGUGUUUUCGGUAUCUGGUCAUGACGACGCCGAGGUCCGAGGGUCGUUUGCGUUCAGUCCGUCGAUGGUCGCCAAUCGUGUUUCCUACCACCUCGAUCUCCGCGGGCCCUCUCUUCCUCUCGACACCGCUUGCAGCUCGAGUUUGUACGCCACCCACCUUGCCGUACAGGCCCUGCGAAAUGGCGAGUGUGAGGCGGCUGUCGUUGGAGGUGCCCAACUCAACCACAGGUUCUCCGAGUGGAUGCUAUAUACCCAAGGCGGCGUCCUCUCGCGCGAUGGAAAGUGCAAGCCGUUCGAUGCAUCCGCAGAUGGCUUCGGACGCGGAGAGGGCGUUGUCUCUAUUGUCCUCAAGCCCCUCGAAGCCGCUCUCCGCGACAAUGACAGAAUAUACGCGAAUAUCCUCGGGACGGGAGUGAAUUCGUCCGGGUCCCUCGCCCCUGUGAACGCGCCUGUUGCGUCCGCACAGCGGGACGCAAUGAUCCGCGCAUUCCGCAUGGCAGGUCGUUCUCCCAAGGAAGUAGACUUCAUCGAGUUGCACGCAACAGGCACCGCCACCGGAGACCCGACCGAAGCGAACUGGGUCGGCGCUGAAUUCCAGCGCGAUGAUGAGCUCGUCAUUGGUUCUGUCAAGGGUAACAUUGGACACUUAGAGAUCACUGCGUUCCUGGCGUCGCUGAGCAAAGUCUGCUCUAUACUGGAGACACGUCAGGUUCCUCCCACGGUCAACUUCAAGAACUCAAACCAGAAGAUCCGCUGGACGGAGUACGGCUUCCGUGUUCCUGUCGAGACGGAGGUGCUCCGGUGUCGUGCGGAGUCAGGCAGCCCCCUCAUCGCGAUGACGAGUUCGGGGAUCGGUGGUGCGAAUGGACAUGUUGUCGUCGAGGGCGCCCCCUCCCUGACUGAGAUCCCUUCGACGUUCUGGUGCGGAGAUGCUAUCGCGCUGCUCAUCUCUGCGGGCCUCUCCCCGCGCUCGGUGGCGGCGCUGAAUGAGUCGCUGAACCAGCUUGAUGGGAAGUAUGUGGACUACAGUGCGGUCUCGCGCGCUUUGGGACGUCGCGCUCGGUCCAUGACCUGGCGUUCGUACGCUGUCGUCGCCAACGGUUGUGUGUCGCGCUUCAGCGAGCCAGUCCUCGCGCCGAAGGGCAUUUCUCCGAUAGUGUUUGUGCUCUCGGGGCAAGGUCCCCAGCAUUGGAACAUGGGCCGCGAUCUCUACGAGAGUUGCGCCGUCUUCCGCACCACUAUCAAUGAACUCGACCAGGUCUAUCUGUCUACCACUGGCCAGUCGCUCGUCAGCGAUAUAGGCCUCUUCGCCAAUUCUUUCAUCGGAAGCGACUCCCUUGGCGCCGUGUGGCCGAUCGCCAUUACUCUCCCUUCGCUCACUAUGCUUCAGCUAGCUCUGAUUGACACACUGGCUGCGCUGGGCAUCAAACCCAAUGCCGUCGUUGGCCAUUCUGCUGGUGAAGUGGCGCUGUUGUAUGCCAGCGGCGCAGGAUCGAAGGCUCUGGCGCUCGAGCUAGCUAUCGCCCGCGGCAAGGCAAUGUCUUUGUUGGAGAAGGAAGACGGCACGAUGGCAGCGCUCGCAUGUUCUCCGAAAGAAGCGGAGUUGAUCGUCGCUCAGGUCGCAGCAGAGUUCGGCGACGGGGUACUCGAGAUCGGGUGCUACAACUCGCCCGACGCAGUGACGCUCUCCGGUGCGACCGGCCACAUCGAGAAAGCGGUCGAGAAGGCAAAGAAGGCGGGAGUGUUUGCCACCAAGCUGCGUACGCGCAUCCCUGUGCACUCGGGAAUGAUGGAGCUAUGUGCCGAGGACUACAAACGCCGCGUGGGCGAGAUCUUCCCGAAUUACAAAGUCACAAAGCCGACGGUUGAGACGUACUCGACGCUGACGGGGGCGCCGUGGGAUGAAGCAUUCAGUGCGGAAUACUUCUGGGACAACACACGUGGUCCGGUGCAGUUCACGUCCGCGAUGCAGGCACUACUCAAGUGCCAAGCAAACGCGACUUUCAUUGAGCUAGGCCCUCACCCCGUGCUUGCUAGCUACAUCUCUGCCAUGGCGGGCAGCAAUGCCCUCGUGACCUGCCCGGUUCGCCGCCCGAAGUCCUCCGAGAACCCACAAGGUGUAGAGGUACAAACUUUCAUGGACUCGAUUGGCAAGCUCGUCGCUGCCGGACAUACUGUCGACUUCGACGCGCUGUGCGGAGUGGUCGGUCAAAAAGGCGAAGUCAUUCCACCGUUCCCAUUCGCUCGGAAGGAGGUCCCAUAUCACGCUCAGACGUUUGAGGUCACACGACAGCACCAACACCGGAAUGGGCCUCUCAAUUACCCGCAGCUACGCAUCAACACGAAGACGCACCCCGAGCUAGCCGAACACGUCAUCAAGGAGGAGCCAAUUAUGCCUGCCGCAGGUUACCUCGAGAUGGCGCUAGAGUUCGGUGCGAAGCGGCUCUGGGACGUCGAAUUCAUGUCAAUUCUAUCGCUCUCAUCUGAGAAGCCGACCCCCGUCGAUAUCAAGUUGGAUGGAUCAAAGUGGAGCGUGCACAGUGCAUCUGCAUCAGAGUUCACCAAGACGUGGCCGCCCAACUAUAACCGCAUCCAUGCAAAAGGCCGUUUGUCGAUGACCAACGACAGUGAGCCAUUAUCACUUGUCGAUGUCGCCGAAAUUCGCUCGCGGAUGAAACCAAUCGAAAUGAGAGCGUUUUACGAUGGCUUUUCGUUUGCCCAAUAUGGUGCCACCUACCAGCGGAUUGUCUCCAGUGGUCGUGGUUAUGACAAGCAGGGACGAGAGGAGAUUUUGGUGGAGGUUCGCGGCGCCGAUAGUGAUCUUGGAGACAUCUCAAACUACAUUCUGCACCCUGCUAUCCUCGACUCGGCUCUUCACAUCCUUGUUCAUCCUGCUAUCACCGGUAACCGGGACAAAGGCAGGUAUUACCUUCCAGCGAAGAUCGGCACUUUCGCUGUGCACGCCCCGCUGCUCAAGAAGCCUUUCCCGUCUAAGGUUUUCACUCACGCAACGUUCGUGAAGUGGACUCCUGAAUCAUUGAUAUACGACUUCGAGGUGGUCACUGAAGCUGGGGAACAACUUUGUACCAUCACGGAUCUCGAGGUUGCCUUGCACGGAAAGACGGCGAUGGACAUCGAUACUCGCUAUGAGCUCGCGCUAGCUCCGACAGACCUUCGAGUGGCACGUCUCGACGGCAUUGCAAGCCGUCGGCGCGAAAGUUCCAGCCCCAUCAGCGACGCAUCGUCGGAUUCCGGAUAUGCAACCAUCGAAACGGAGAAAAGCACACCUGCAGACGCAAACACGCGCGUUGUCGAGUACGCUCGUGGACGUGAAAUGGAGCUACAACGCUUCUUUGCCGAAGUCGACCCUCUCGCCCCACUUUCCCUUUGGUUCAUCGCUACCGAAGGCUUGAAUGGUGAUGCGUCUCUCGGAUUUACACGUUCCAUUCGUAGGGAGUACCGUUCUUGGAAGGUCCGCGAUGUCGUCUUCGAUUCGUCAUGGUCCUCAGAGGAGAGGCAAGCAGCACUCCGUCAGUUGGCUGCUGACCCCAACUGUGAAGAGGAGCUUUCCAUCGAUGCAGAUGGCCACGUCUUCGCACCGAGGAUCGUAGGAUCUGCACCUCCGACAGACCAGGCACCCUUCGAGGCAGGCCAACCCUGGGUAUACGAGAAGUCUAGAUCUAUUCUCAAGCAAAUCUCCACCCCACAUGUUCCCGAAGACCACGUUCUGGUAAACGUGACUGGCAUUGCGCAGAGGUACGGUGACGCCUGGUCUUUCAUCGGCAGAGCUGCAGGCAUGAAGCGCCCCGUUGCCGGUAUCACUUUCGGCGAACUCUCAAAUGUUGUCGUUGCGCACGUCGGAAGCCUCGUAGAGAUCGUGGCACAGGAUGAUCUUGCUCCUCACAUCUUCGCAGACGUCUUAGCCGUACUGGCCGUUGGACCCGCAACCUUCGUUCAGCCCAGUCGUCUUCGCAAUUCGACUAUCGUCGUGACCCAUGCGGACUCCUCGUUGGGUAGCGAGAUCGCUGCCAUCUAUGGACGUCUAGGACUACAUGUUCUCAAGCUGACGAGCACAGCUACCCUAUCAGACGUUCGACAUGUCGCAUCGCAAAACCCCAAGGUGAUCGUCUCCGGCUCGGACGGAUCUGUUGAGAACGCACUUCUCAACGAGCUCCUUCACCGAUCCGACUAUGGCGCCUUCGUAUGGGACGAUUCGCGACAUGGACUGAAGAGGCACCUGGACAACAACCCGUGGUCCGUUGGCGAUGCACUCCGGUGUGCGAUGGAAACUCAGCCGGGAGUCUCGGGGCCGGUUCACAAGCCACUGGAACUGGUUGGAACACGUCCGACUGAAGAAGUCCCACUCGCGACCGACCUCUUCGAUGAGAAGAAGACAUAUUUGCUCAUCGGUGGCAUCGGAAGUUUGGGAUUGCAGAUCGCGCUCUGGAUGUAUGAGCAAGGCGCACGCUCCAUUAUAAUCACCUCCCGGUCGGGACGCGAGUCUCUGACUCGGAAAGCUGAAUUCAUAUCACUCCGACUGCUCGCCUAUCUCGAGUCACUCCCGGAUCUUGCGUUGCGCGUAGAGUCCGUCGACGCGACGUCUUCAGUUGCGAUGCGCGCACUGCUCUCCAACCUGGACCAUCCGCUGGGCGGCUGCAUGAUCCUUAGUGCCGCUAUGGUCGACCGUACAUUCGCGAUGCAGACGCACGAGUCAUUCGAGGUGUCUGUGGCGGCCAAGGUUGGUGUGUUCCAGGUGCUCGAGAAGUUGCUCGACGGAAAGGAAGGGAUCGAGAAGCUCGAGUUUGUCGUCGCAACCUCUAGUGUCUGUGGCUUGUUCGGCAAUGCUGGUCAGACAAACUAUGCAUGUGCGAAUACAGGUCUAACAGGCUUGGUCGGCAAGUACAACAACGGCUGCACUAUCGUCGCACCCUUCAUUCUGGAUACCGGCCUCCACGUGUCCAUCUCCACGACGGACAUUGUCUACUGGACGCGCUUUAAACAUCUCCAUAGCUGGGGCAUGACUGGCUGGGAACUCUGCGAGCAUAUCGGCGAUGCCAUCAAGAAGAUUCGCUCAGGGCCCACCAUCCGCGCUGCGCAGUACAUCCCCGCCUUCGACUGGGCAGCCGUACAGUCGAAUCUCGGGCAUUCUCCGCUAUACGACGCGCUCGUUCCCGAGUCUGAGUCGGAGGGUGCACAGGAGGAUAGUGCCGACGUUUCGAUCGCUGCCAUCGUCUGCCGUGUACUCGACAUCGUCCCGGGCGACCUGAACGCAGAAGUCCCUCUGACGUCAUACGGCCUCGACUCGCUGAGUGCGGCCUCACUGUCGCACGCGCUGCGUGACGCCGUCGCGGUCAGCCAGAUCCAGCUCCUCGCCGAUCUAACUGUCGUGGAUCUGGAAAAGCGGAGAGAGGAGGCGCUCGAGAAUGGCGCGGGAGAGCAGGCGAGCAGCGGGCAGGAGCAGAUGGGUCCGAAGGAGAAGGAGAUGCUGGCGAUGCUGGAGCGCUACGGGAAGGACCUGCCGCUCCGCGAACCCGCCAACGAGGAGAUAGAGAUGAAGAAGGUCGUCCUCGUGACGGGCACCACUGGGAGCGUCGGGGCCCACCUGCUAGUGCACCUGCUGCAGGGCACUCAGUUCGACAAGGUGUACAUACUCGUCCGCAAAGGCGCGUACGGUCAAACCGCGAAGGCUAGGCAGAAGACAGCGCUAGAGGCGAGAGGACUGGACGUAGCUGUCGUAGAGAUGGACAGGCUGGGCGUGCUCGAGGGUGACCUUCUUGCGUACCAACUUGGAUUGGGCGCGGAGGUCUAUGCGGAGCUGGCACAGACUGUCACGCAUGUCAUCCAUCUCGCCUGGCCGAUCGACUUCGGCACGCCGCUUGCGAACUUCGAAUCUGCCAUCGCUGGUCUCCGCAAACUGCUCGACUUCUCGAUGGCCUCCCGCUCGCAGUCCCGCAUGCGUCUGCUGUUCGCAAGCACGGCGGGCAUCUUCCGACGCAUCGCUUCCAAAGACCCUGUUCCCGAGGAGCUCGUGGACAACCCUUCCGUGGCGGUCGGAACCGGUUACAGCGAGUCUAAGUGGAUCGCAGAGCAGAUGCUGCAGAGGGCCGCUGAGAGCAACAUCUGCCAGCCCUCCAUCGUCCGACUCGGGCAGCUGAGCGGAGGCGCGAACGGCGCGUGGCGGACAACCGAGUGGAUCCCGUCCAUGGUCACUGCGAGUCUUGCGCUCGGCUGUCUGCCCGAUGGCUCGGGGGAUGCUACCUGGAUCCCCGUCGACGCCUCCGCGGCCGCGAUGCUCGACUUCGUCGACACGCCCGCUCGCGUUCUCCACAUCCAACACCCGCGCCCCGUCUCCUGGACCUCGGUGAUGCAGCACUUCUCGUCGGCGCUCAACCUCCCGCUCGCCCCGUAUGCCGAGUGGUUCGCCCGACUUGAAUCAGGGUUGUCGUUCACGUCGGACCCGUCCUCGACGCAGUACCUCGAGCGCGGUCUGCGGCUGCUCGACAUCCUCCGCCUCCCUCUUGUUGCUGACCCAGGUAACCCACGACCGGAUGUGAUGAACGCGCUGGUGCACGGUAUGGACCUCAAGAAUGCGCUGGAGGCCUCUGCGACGCUCAAGGAUCCGGGGCUGCCUGGCAUUGUGCGUGAGGACGUUGAUCGUUGGAUUGCGUACUGGCACAGCGUUGGGUAUCUGCCGAAGUAAAUUUACCGCGUGUGGUGCUGUCGAUGUCGAUGAAUUUGUGUCAUGUUGUGUCGUAGUUUCGUUGGAUGUUUCCAGAAGCUGUAUGACGACGUAGAUUGUACGAUGUACUCCUGUCUCCAGUAACACUGUCGUAUUGAAUAUUGUUCC